CAUGAGAAUGUUGUUUUUGUUAUUUUGUCUUUAUCUACUAUCAUUUGCAUGUUGUGAACGCUUUGUUCUUUAUUGUCCCUGCUCGGGGCGCCUUGGAAACCAGCUGGAUCAUCUUCUGGGAACUAUGAAGUUUGCCGAGGAGUUCAGGUUCACCAUAGUACUGAUGCCAUUCAUACAUUACUACCCCGUUGCGCCACUUGGCUCAAUUUCUUUGACAGCUUUUGAAGAUAUUUUCGACACAGAUAUGUUUUCAAACCCGAAACAAGACCACGGCACGUUUUUGAAAACAAUUUCAUGGUCUAAGCUUUCCAAAAUUAUUCCUGACGUUUGGCCAAAAGAGUCUCGAAAUUUGAAUUGCCUUGUCAAAAUUGAUAAUGAAAAGAUUAUUUCUAAAUUACCGUGCGAGUUGCCUAGUCAUUUACCGUACAAUUCUUACUGGAAAAAGUUGAAUAUUAGUUUUAGUGGCGGUAAAACACUCUCUUUUGCCCAUUUAACGAGUGAGCUACACUUACCUGGUAGAAAUAGAACUUCAGUUGUCGCUCUUCUCAAAUCGCCGGGUAGCAGUCCUCCUCUCAAGACAGAAUACCAGUACCAAUCACACCUUUCGUGGGCAGAGCUUUUCAAACUGAAAAUGGCCGAAAAAGUACCGCAAAGGCCGUAUCUUGCAGUGCAUAUACGAGUGGCAUCCGACAUGGCGAAAUCUUGCGCGCGAAUCAAAGACAACCCUGGUAUUUUUGCUUUCAAACAGUGCGCUGACGAAAACAUUCCACCGAUUGAAGAAAACUGCGUGCCUAGUGCUAACACAAUUUUGAAUAAUAUCUAUCAAAAUUUGAAAAGUUUUGAUCAUAUUAGAGCUGUUUAUUUGGCCACGGAUUCGUACUAUUUUGUUCAGAAGCAAAUUUACGCAAUAUUACGAGAAAAAUAUUCAAAUUUUAAAAUUUAUUUGAAUCCUGCUAGUACAGAGUUUGGUGAUUUGUAUUUGAUGGAGCAAGCAGAUGUUUUUCUUGGCUCCUGUGUUUCAACGUAUUCUGCAUUUGUUGUUCGGUCAAGACGACUGAACAACAAAGUCGUCAAAUUUAUUCACGUAUCGAAUGAAACUGAAGCCUCGAAUGGAAUCGCAAAGGAAAACAAUCGUUCUGAUCUUUGAAAGGGUCGUUUUGUCUUU
Molecule: messenger RNA, 1165 nt
Organism: Symsagittifera roscoffensis
Lineage: Eukaryota; Metazoa; Xenacoelomorpha; Acoela; Convolutidae
Product: GDP-fucose protein O-fucosyltransferase 1-like
Exons: 2
Coding region: 2-1147 (381 amino acids)
Biological process (GO): protein O-linked glycosylation via fucose; Notch signaling pathway
Molecular function (GO): peptide-O-fucosyltransferase activity
Source: RefSeq, a predicted model, not a curated record